GGAGUUCUGCCGGGGGGCGGAUCCAGCGGCAGAACAUAGUGGAGCGCAGCACGCUGACGGACACCCGCGCAAAGGUUGGCGGCUGCCGCCCCGCCGUCUGAGCGCUUCUCCCACAGUCUGCGGCUGCUUCCAUACACUUCCCAGCUCCGUUUGGAGCACCAGCAGUCCAGCCAUCCCUGCAGGAACAACAUAGGAGACAGAGAGAGAGAGAGAGACGGGCAACCUCCCGCUGGACAGACAGACCCGGUAAUCUCUACACCCUUUCAGACAAGAAGUGAGGCACCAUGGAGUGCGUACAAGUAGAUAAAGAGGCUGAGAUGGUGGAAAUUAUUCCAAAUGGCAAUCACGUGGAAGAUCUGACUGUGCCGAUCAAAACGUCCACAGAAGAGGACAGGUAUGAAGAAAAUGAAGGAAACUCAGCCGAGUGUGAUGAAUUCCUGCCUCACUCAGAUACUGAGAAGAAGCCAACUCGAUUUACCGAUUUUGAAGGAAAAACCUCCUUUGGGAUGUCUGUGUUCAAUCUGAGCAAUGCAAUCAUGGGCAGUGGCAUCCUGGGACUGGCGUAUGCGAUGGCCAACACAGGUAUUGUCCUGUUCCUCUUUCUGUUGUCAGCUGUGGCCCUCCUCUCCUCCUAUUCCAUUCACCUGCUUCUGAAGGCUUCUGGAGUGGUUGGAAUCCGUGCUUAUGAACAGCUCGGUCUUAGGGCAUUUGGAACGCCUGGAAAAUUAGCCGCUGCUAUUGCAAUCACCCUACAGAAUAUUGGAGCCAUGUCUAGUUACCUUUACAUUGUGAAGUAUGAACUCCCACUGGUGAUACAAGCCUUUCUCAACAUCGAGGAGAAAACUGGUGAAUGGUACCUGAAUGGAAACUACCUGGUGAUCAUGGCAACAGCCACAGUUGUGUUGCCUCUGGCCUUAAUGAAACAGCUCGGUUACCUGGGCUACACCAGUGGUUUCUCCCUCAGCUGCAUGGUUUUCUUUCUAAUUGUGGUGAUCUACAAGAAGUUCCAGAUUCCUUGCCCAUUUACCAACAUACAUGCAAACAGCUCCAUUGUGGACAACGUUAACUAUGAGAAUAAUACUUACAACAGCAGCAGUGACAUUUACAAGGACACUGAGGAGCAAUGCACCCCGCAGUUAUUUACUUUGAACUCUCAGACUGCAUACACCAUCCCCAUCUUGGCUUUUGCCUUUGUCUGUCAUCCAGAGGUUCUUCCCAUCUACACAGAGCUGAAAAACCCAUCCAAGAAAAAAAUGCAGCACGUGUCUAACAUCUCAAUCUUGGUUAUGUACCUCAUGUAUUUCCUCGCAGCUUUAUUUGGAUACCUGUCAUUUUAUGGAAGAGUUGAACCGGAGAUGCUACACACGUACAGUAAAAUUGACCCUUUCGACACUGUGAUUCUGUGUGUCCGUGUAGCCGUGCUGAUUGCAGUCACCCUCACUGUGCCUAUUGUACUUUUCCCAGUGCGUCGUGCCAUCCAGCAGAUGCUGUUCCAGAACAAACCCUUUAGUUGGCUCAGACACACCAUCAUUGCUGUCGUUCUUCUGAGUGGCAUCAACUUACUGGUUAUCUUUGCACCAAACAUACUUGACAUCUUUGGAAUUAUCGGUGCUACUUCUGCCCCGUGUUUAAUUUUCAUCUUCCCAGCUGUAUUCUACAUACGCAUAAUGCCAAAAGAAGAGGAGCCCAUGUGCACACUUCCAAAAAUCCUGGCUGCUUGUUUUGCAGGCCUGGGCUUUCUCUUCAUGAUCAUGAGUCUGAGCUUCAUCAUCAUCGACUGGUCCACGGGAGGCAAGAACAUAAACGGAGGCCACUAGAUGAUGGAGUGCCUUGUCCACUGAAAGCCAAGUGCCCCCCUCACCCUCAAUGAGCAAGACCAUUGCUGUAGAAAAUGGCUGAUAAACCCAGUAUGCAUGCUGAACCUGCCAUAAUGAGAUACAUGUACAAACACUGCACAUAUAUAUAGUUUUGCAUACCAGCAAUUUUUAUACUGUGUUACUGUAUAGUAAGGAGUUGAUGCAAACACUUCACAUGAAACUUUAUAAAACCACACCAUUUCUAAGUUAUUUUGUAUAGAGCUAGGGCAGAGGUGACAUUCUCAGUGUUAAAACCUGUGAAUAGUGCAGGGGCACGUGUGUUCAACUGGGCUCUGAACUGAGGAUCUUAGGUUUACUUGGGUGGGUGGGGAGGGCUCUUGUUUUUUUAUAUAUGUAUUUUAUAUUGCGCUCCUUUGACACAGUUGAUUGCUAUGUGGCCCCAUUGUUAAAGGUGGUUCAGAAGAUUACAAACAAAAAAGAUUUCAAACUGCCAUACACUGUUUCCAUGUCCAAACUCCUAAGUGCUGUGUGCACUUUUCAUAGUUCUGUUGUAGAUAGCAGUGUUGUGCUGCAUUUUGUUGCCUGAACAAUUAAUAUUUCUCUGUUUGAAACAAAAACCUCUGUUUCAGAAGGUUAAAUGCAUUACAUGGUAUUGUGUAGAGCCAAUCAUGCUGAAGGCAGUUUCCCAGUCUAAGCUAAGGGAGCCAGUCUCAGCCAGGGAGGGAGUUGGGUUUGUAGGGUAGGAAGGAGCAUAAAAGCCAGACAGGAUUCCACUAUCCAGAGCUCUCCUGCUUGAGGCAUAAGUGUUGUAACAGUAAGCACAAGUGCUAUUGUUUUGCCUCCCUGUUCCUGACUCAUUUAUACUCCUGAGUAAAGAAGAGCCAUAUAGGUGGAGGUCACCUAUCAAUCUGUACCCUGAUAUGUCACGUGUAAAUAUUUUUCAGUUGAUUUAGAGAUAGAGCAGAUCAGUAGAGCACUUUUGAUGAAUGCGCUGUUUUGUACCGGCUGUACCUUGAGAGGAAAAACGUCCUGUUACAAACCACAGAGCUAUCUCUAAGCCUUCAGCUCACAGACAUUCUGAGCUCAGCGUUUGGUCACGACAAUCUUACAAAGCACUAGUUCCAUGGUAAAGUUUGUGAAACAAAUGAUUAUUUUCUGCUUGCCAUUUUAACAGCAUCAACUCGCCAUCAGAGACAUGGCUUCCAGGUCGCUGCUUUAUUUAAUUUGUAAAACCUUCCCAUAACCUGUUGAAGCUUGCCACUGUGCUGUGCUCUUGUUUGGGAGACCAGGGUUGAAAUCCUGAUGACUGCUUCUGCAAGGUGAGUUAUUUCAGCAACAUACACUGGAUUGUUUGCAUCGCAUCUCAAGCUGAGAAUGCAAGCAUUUUCACCCACGGCUUUCCCACCGCCAACCCUACUUCAACACAGAUUCUGGAGGGUGAUGUACCUUGCACAGUACCCAACACAGAAUGGAUGCUGGCAUGGGAAAAGCAAAUGAAGCUUUCGUCAAUUUAUCUGAUGUCACACAAGGAGAAGGAAGUACCUGGAUGAUUUCCCUGUAGUCAUUGUGAAGGCAUGGGACUGCUGGAAACUCUGCAACAGUGUUCCUUCCCCUGUGUGGGACCAAUCACAGUGCCGACCCAUCAGCAAAGCAGCCCAGAGCGGUGGGAAGGUGGGACAACCCAUUAAGUCCAUCAGACAGGUCACCCCAUUCAUCAGGAAAGUUCACCCCAUCAGGAAUGCAGAGUAUCCUGGAUAGCUUCCCAGAGAUGGAAUACCACCUGUUUGCAGGAUGUAUUGAUUGGGGGGAGAGGAUGGAUUCAACAAAGAAAAAACACAUUUAUACGAAUAAAGAUUUAUUUUUAUUAAACUCUAAACAUUUCAAAUGAAAGGAGUGGGAAGAAGUCAUGUACUAAUGACUUUAAUGAUUUAAUUCACUGUCUCUUUUUUAAUAAUUAAAUAUAAUGUCCUUUCUCAUGAACUUAACCAUGUACUUAUAAUACUGCAAAUGUGCCCCAUGGACCCAACCUUGUAUGUUGGUUUCUUAACAUCUCAGAGCAUUUAUAAAAUAAUAAUUCUGGGGACAAUGAAUAGAAAUGGUUUAUUUGGUGAAAACAAUAUUUACAGCUUUGUUUAAAUAAAAUUUGCAUUUUAUUUUUGGUUUGUGCUAUAAUAUACAAUAUUGAUUUGUUUUAUUAGAUUGCGCUAUCAUAUUUAGAAAUGAAGCUUCUCAGAUUCCCUUACACAGUAUUUAUAUUUUAUUAAAUGUAUAAUUUUAAUUUAAUAGAAAAUAAAAAGAAUUAAAGAUUUUUAAUAUUUAAUGUUCUGCUUGGCAGUGGAAAAGAUCAGGGUGUGUGAGAAAAAUGUUCUGCAUGACUGCUAAAUUAACACAAGCUAUUUGUGUCCUGUAUUAGUCCUCUGCAAUACAAUGUAAGCCAUAACGCAAAACCUGCCUGAUUGUGUAGUAAUCCACGCAAGAUGUGUGUCAUUGGGUAUAUUGGAGGGGGCACUAAAAUAUGUCAUAGCAUCUAAGUUGACAUGUUCCACUUACCCAGCUCAUGUGAGUUUGGGUCUCAUUCAACUUUUGCAAGUGAACAGCUCCAACUCAAAACCCUCAAUACUCUCUUUCUGAUGCACUUGUGUGUUAAGUCCUCAAUCUUCAAUUUUCCAAUGUGUCAAGACAUUUCCCACUGUUCCAUUAGUGUGCCGGCCACUCCCUCCUGUUUUCCAGUCUCCAACCCAUAAAGGUAUCUCUCAGCUUCAACUAUUCAGUAUGCCCAUCUUUAAUUAUAUGGUUUUCUCCUCUUGCUUUUUGAUUUGUUUCUUGGGCAUUGAUUCAUCAAUGUAUUCAGCCUUGCCAAUAACCUCUGAGACAAAAGCCUGAGGAUCCAAGUGUCCCAUUGUAGAUACUGGGCUGACAGAGCAUUGUUGAGGGAACGCUGCAAUGUUAGAAGUACUAUCUUUCAGAAGAGCCACCAGACCAAGGUCUGGGCUGACGUAUAAAAGGUCUCCUGAUACUAUUUUCAAAGCAGUGUGCUGACUGCCGGUAUUUAUUCUUCAGCCAAGAUCACUGAAAAACAAAUUAUCUGUUUGUUAUCUCAUUGCUGAUUGUGGAAUUUUGCCAAGUGCAACGUGACUGCCAUGGUUCCUAGAUUCAAAUUCGAAAGCAUUUUAUCUGCUGCAAAGCUGCUGAGAAUGUGUAGGGUGCUGUAUAAAUAUAUUUUGUUUAUUCCUCCACUUCUAAUGUGGAGCAUCUCAGCUACAAUCCUAAAGGGAUCUUCCUCAUCCAUGUAGUGAGUCUUGAAUCUUUCAGUGUUUGCCGCUUCUACAUUUUGUUGUUGGGGGUCUGAGGUCAAUUUCCAGUACUAAAUUUGACCAUUGGAACCUGUAAGUGUUCCCUAUGUUGUCAACUAACUUCUCGCCCUAUUUUCAAAUUACUUCCUAAGGUUAUAUUUAAAUGAACAUUUGGUUUCUGAUUGGGGAUGUACUCCCUCUUGCCAAUGGACACCCUCAGAUUUCAAAAGUGAUUACCAGCCCUGCUCUCUAAUUCCCCACUGUUCCUCUGAUUGGCUGUUAAAGCAGGUGGAAAUGUUCCACCAUAGAGACAAAAGCUUCUCCUUGCUCUUAUGAUCACCUGCUAACUAGUGGGACUAGCUUGGUCAGCAUGGACCAGUUGGGCUGAAGGGCCUGUUUCUGUGCUGUAUGACUCCAUCUGCUCCUGAGACUGAAGUAAAAAACUGGAUGGUUUCAAUCUUGAGUCAUUUGCAUUCAUGUGAUGCCUUCUACAUUACUUUAGAACUAAUAAGUAUCUGUGAGAUGUAGUCACUGUUGAAAUGUUGGAAGCACAGCAACUAGUUUGCAUGGAAACAAGUUCCACAAAGAAUAAUGUGAUAAUAAUCAGAAAAUUUGAUGUUCAGAUGUAAAUCAAGGGGUAAAUAUUAGCCAAGACUUGGAUAAUUCCCCUUCUCUCCAAAGGGACUGCAAUGGCAUCUUUUAUAUAUACCUGGGCAAGCAGGUGGGGUUUUGCUCUAACAUCUCAUCCACAAGACAUCACCAUCAAUAGUCCACUAUUGCACUGGACACUCAGCUUAUAUUCUUAUGCUCAAGCCUUGGAAUCCUUUGAUUCUUCUUAGGAUGGCACGGUUGUAUCGUAGGUGCAGAGCUCCAAUGACCCAGAUUUGAUCCAGACCAACUUUUUCCCCUGUGACCAUAUGGGCUUCUUCUGGGUGCUCAAGUUUCUUCUCACAUCCUAAGAUGUGAUGGUAGGUUAGUUAACCACUACAAUGACCUUUUAGUGUAAUUGAGUGGCAGGAGAAUCGAAGGGAGUUGACGGGCAUGUAAGAAGGAAUAGAUUACAGGAGAAAGGAACAGAAGGCAUCGCUCCAAGAGCCAGUGUAAACAUGUUGGGCUGAAUGGCCUCCUUCUAUGCCAUAACAGAAUACAAGAUUCAAUAGUGAGUAGCACAACUAACACUGCCUGAACUCCAAUUCCUCCUAAAGGAUUUGUGUACAACACACAGCUGCAAGGUGCUGGGAUUGGGGAGGGAUAUUAAUUGGAAAAAGCAGUUGUGUGUUGAUUUGUGACUAUAUACUAAAUGAAGAGGAGUUUAAUUUAAAAAGUUAACUUCUGUGAACGUUUGAGGUAAUAUUGGUUUAUGCGUUUCAUCAAAAGGUGAUACUUUGAUGUUAAGUGGAGAAAGAAACAUCUUUUAAAAGAAUGUAUUUUAUUGCCUCCUUAGUUCCAGAGUUUUGGUUCAGUCUGCUUGUUUGAGACCUGAGCAUUCUGUGACUAUUGAAGUCGAGUGGAUCUGUAAUGUGUAUGAACAGGAAACCAUAAAUAUUAAACAAUUUAAAACCUAA
Pristis pectinata (smalltooth sawfish) is the source of this 6675-nucleotide messenger RNA. RefSeq names its product solute carrier family 38 member 3b (gene slc38a3b). Gene Ontology annotation, biological process: histidine transport; asparagine transport; amino acid transmembrane transport. The coding region runs from base 285 to 1817 and encodes 510 amino acids. The transcript is spliced from 16 exons. Gene Ontology annotation, molecular function: L-histidine transmembrane transporter activity; L-asparagine transmembrane transporter activity; L-glutamine transmembrane transporter activity. NCBI's taxonomy places the organism in Eukaryota, Metazoa, Chordata, Chondrichthyes, Rhinopristiformes, Pristidae. The record is from RefSeq and is a predicted model, not a curated record.